Vespula vulgaris is the source of this 3518-nucleotide messenger RNA. RefSeq names its product ER membrane protein complex subunit 1 (gene EMC1). The coding region runs from base 107 to 2896 and encodes 929 amino acids. Gene Ontology annotation, biological process: protein folding in endoplasmic reticulum. Lineage: Eukaryota; Metazoa; Arthropoda; Insecta; Hymenoptera; Vespidae. Gene Ontology annotation, cellular component: EMC complex. The transcript is spliced from 15 exons. Gene Ontology annotation, molecular function: protein binding. The record is from RefSeq and is a predicted model, not a curated record.
CUUAUACAAUUUUAUACUUUCACAUGCCCUAGCUUCUGAGGGCCUAGCAGAAAAGUUAACAGAAGCCAAUACCAGCUGAUACUUUGAUACAUACAGAUUUUUCAUCAUGGCUUCCUUCGCAUGGACUUUUAGAGGGAAUAUCAGCCGGUUUUUAACGGAUGUACAGAUACUGCAAUAUCUUAUUGUAUUUAUAAGUUUAUUUAAUCUUUCUCUAUGUCUUUAUGAGGACCAAGUGGGAAAAUUCGAUUGGAAACAAAAUUACGUUGGUAAAAUAAAAUUUGCCAGUUUUGACACGAUUUCAACGGCUAAAAAAAUUAUUGUUGCGACCGAAGAAAACGUUAUUGCCGCAUUGAAUCUAAAAACAGGUCAAAUAUUAUGGAGAAGGGUAUUAGAGAAAGGAUACGCUGGUCGUAUUCGUACAUUGGGAGGUGUUGGAGAUGGGGAUCUGAUAUCUGUAAGUGGUGGAGUUCCAGCCCUUGUUCGUGCAUGGGAUUUAGCUACAGGGCAUAUACUUAAUGAAUGGCCAAUUGCUGAACAAAAUUCUGACAGAAUAGAAGAAGUAAAAUGGCAUAUCAAGGAUGGAACAUUGCACCAUAUUUUACCUAUCUACAAUAGUGGAGUUGAGGUAACAUCAUAUGAUAGUAAAACUGGUGAAAAAUUAAAAUCAAGAAAAGUAUCAGCUCCAUUUAUAACUUCUGAAACAGAAUGUGUUUUAGUUGCCCCAUAUUUAGCUUGCUUAAAGGGGGACAAUUCUUUAGCCAUGCUGUUUUUAGUACAUUUAUUUGAUACAAAAAUAGAACCUCAAAUGGUUACUAUAAAUACCAUAUUUGGUGCUGGGACACAAGGACCAUACCAAUUGGAAUCUGUACUUGGAGAAGAAGCUGUAGUAUCUAUUACUGCAGAUAACAAUCAAAGAAAACGAAUUCUUGUGGUUGGAGAAACUUCAGUUCCAAUUCAAAGAGAUAUUGCGGGUGAUACAACUCUAUAUAUCACUUCUAUAGAUAAUCAAAAAGUAUUGCUAGAAUCAACUUAUAAAAAUGAAAUUACAGAAGUUGUAGCAACAGAUCUUCUGACAUUUAAUCCACUACCAAACAUAACUGGUACCAUUUCACAUGUUUCAUUGUUAUCACCUGUAAUAGUGGCAUCAGUUUGUGUACGUCAAACAAAAGGAUUAACAUGCCGUUAUUUGUUGUCUUCACAAGAUCAUAGUAUUGCAUUGUUGCAACAUAACAAAUUAGUAUGGGCAAGAGAAGAGGCACUUGCAAAAAUUGUAGCAGUUGAAAUUAUUGAAUUACCUAUGUCAGAUAGAGAUCAAGCCAUCGAAACAGAAUUUGAUCAGAAAGAAAGUAUUGAUGUAGACAUUUCAUGGGAUGUAUUAAGUAUGAUGUUAAGAAGAAUUAUUUCUCAAUUUAAUCAAGCAAGGGCUUUUAUACAAUCUAUGCUGGACUUGGUCCCACAGCAAUCUAAUCAACGAACUGAUUUAGUACGAGAUAAAUUCAAUUUGCAUAAAAUGAUUGUUGCUGUUACUUCAGCUGGAAAGAUCUUUGGUAUUGAAACUAGAAAAGGUGAAAUUAUUUGGCAACUUAAAAUAACCAAUAUUCGUGGGUUUAACAAAAUAUCAGAUACAAUGGUUUUAUAUGUACAACGAGGAAGUAGGCAUUUUCCUUAUCCACCUCAAUGUACAUUACUAGCAGAAGAUAAAGUAUCUGGAGAAGGUAUUGUAUAUACAUUCAAUCCAAUUACUGGACAGCCUUUAGAUGGAUUGAUAAAAUUAGGAUACAGAAUAAAACAAUCUAUGCUGCUUCAUGUAACGACGGAUGAUUUUCUACGAGGCAUUCUUAUACUCGAUGCACGAGAUAAAAUUCAUGUCUAUCCUGAAAGUGCAACUACUAUUGCAGCUUCUCUGGGAAAGAGUACUUAUAUAUUUACUGCAGAUCAAACUACUGGCUUGUUAUCUGGAUUUUCUCUUUCAUACAGUACAUCCCAGGAGUUAAUAGCUCAUAAAGUUUGGGAAUUAUUACUUUCUCCAAAAAAUCAAAAAAUAAUACAAGUUAUCUCAAAAAAUCCAAUCGAACGUGUCCACUCUCAAGGUAGAGUUUUAAGUGAUAGAUCUGUCUUAUAUAAAUACAUUAAUCCAAAUUUAGUAGCAGUGGUAUCAGAAGGUGUUGGAAGUACUCACAAAAAUACACUCAACCUUUAUUUACUGGAUGUAGUAUCAGGUGCCAUGAUAUUUUCCAUCGUGCAUAAAAGAGUUCGUGGUCCAUUUCAUAUAGUACAUUCUGAGAACUGGUUGGUAUAUAGCUAUUUUAAUGAAAAAAGUCGAAGGACAGAAAUUGCAACAUUGGAACUUUAUGAAGGAAAAAUACAGAGUAAUACAACAGUGUUUUCUUCUUUGGCUACAACCAAAUUACCGAUCGUCGAAAGACAAGCAUACAUUUUUCCAGCAUCGAUAGAAUAUAUGAGAGAGACUAUUACAGAGAAAGGAAUCACCAGUAAACAUAUUAUAGUUUCCCUAGCAAAUGGUGGAAUUAUAGAGUUACCAUGGAUGAUGGUGGAUCCAAGACGUCCAAUUAAUCCUGAAAUGCGCGAAGAAGGUGUUAUACCAUAUAUGCCUGAAAUACCAAUUCAUAUGGAUACUAUUAUAAAUUAUAAUCAGAGUAUAUUUCGAGUAUUAGGCAUUCAUACUAGUCCUAGUGGUCUUGAGAGUACCUGUUUAGUUUUUGUAUAUGGGUUAGAUAUAUUCUACACGCGAGUGGCACCGUCUAAGACAUUCGAUGUGUUAAAAGAAGACUUUGACUAUUAUCUCAUUGUAAUAGUAUUAGCAGCAUUAUUAAUUUCAUCAUAUGUAACGAAGAAAUUAGCAUCACAGAAGGCUCAGAAGCAGGCAUGGAAAUGAUAACACUGAUUUUAAUAGAAAAUCAAUGUGUAACAUUAUGAAGUAUUUCAUUAUUAUAGGCAAAGUUUUUGCUAAUGAUUUGUAAAAAAAAAAAAAAAAAACUGUUUUAUAAAUAGUUAACUAUAAUACGAAGUAAAUGCAUUAGCUUUGUUAUCUAUCCCAGAAUUUUUUAACACAAUGCUGUAGAAUUUAUAUCUUUACUGGUACAAGGCGCACAGAUUAGAUAGUUUUCUUUUAAAAAUUUUAAAUCUAUUAAGAGAUAUGCAAUUUAAUGCAUGCUAAGAGGACCAUACAAUUAAAAGAUUAUCAUAAAUAUCUCAUAUUUAAAGAAUAUAAUUUUUUUAUAACCGAUUUCAACAAAUUGCAUUUUUGUUUGAAAAUAAGUGUUUUUAUAUUUAUAUAUAUAUAUAUGUAUAUUAUAUAUAUAUAUGUAUAUAUAUAUACGUGUGUGUGUGUUGCAAGAAAAAAUCCAUGUGUGCAUAUACUUGUACCCCUACAGAGGAUAUCCAAUUUGUUAUAUUAUCAAGUAUUUUACAUUGUCGUCAUAUUUUCAAAAAAAAUUGUUUUCACAAUUAUAAUGUUUUUAAAAAAUAUGUAAAAUACAUUGCUUUUGUUAACAUAA